UACUGUAGUUGACACUGACUGUAGCUUUGGAGGAAACACGGGUUAAUCCUCACAGAUUAUCAACAGAAAACUUCACACUGGUUUUCUCUUUUUGAGUUACUGUUAACUGAUGAUGAAGCGUGAAGACAACAACAACCACAGACUGGUUUUCUCCCAGUUUAGUUGAAUUGGUUUUUGCGUCAUGAAUUAGUCCAGGAUGUUUGUAUUGACAAGACCAAGAUGUCCUUUUGCAUGGCUCUAAUGCUGUUUCACCACACAUCUCUCCACUGAGCAUCUCUACAGCCACAAAACAGCCAUGAAGUUGGCUCUGCACAGGAUAGCAGGUACCACAAUAAGCACUUUAACAACAGGUGUCCAGUACCUUCGCUCCAAUGAAGCCAGCUACAACGACCCCUCCAUCGACUCGACUCUAAUCAAGAACGAGUUCCCCUUUGAGAAGCCUCACUCUGCCUCGAUUAGUAACGGCAUCUCUGGAAAUAAGGAGAUUAUUUACAGCAGCCUCUCUCCUGUUUUCCCCACCAAUGUAUCAGACUUUCUGCUGGGUAAUGGCACCUUGGUGGAGGGCGGCGGAGCAUCACAGUGCGGGGAAAACAUUACGGAUAACAUGGAGUGUUUUAUGAUUCUGACGCCUGGUCAGCAGCUUGCAAUCGCCAUCUUGGCACUAACCCUGGGUACAUUUACAGUGCUGGAGAACCUCAUGGUGCUGUGUGUGAUCCUACACUCCCAGACGCUUCGAUCUCGGCCUUCAUACCACUUCAUAGGCAGUCUGGCUGUGGCUGAUCUGAUAGGAAGCAUCAUUUUUGUCUACAGCUUUCUGGACUUUCAUAUCCUCCAUAGGAAGGACAGCCCGAAUAUUUUCCUCUUCAAACUGGCCUGGGUCAUCGCCUCCUACACUGCCUCUGUAGGAAGCUUGUUUCUCACUGCGAUUGACCGCUACAUCUCCAUUCACUGGCCCAUGGCAUACAAAAGCAUCGUCACAAAGACUAAAGCAAUUAUUGCCUUUAGUAUGAUGUGGGCAGUCUCCAUUAUCAUCUCAAUGCUGCCACUGCUGGGCUGGAAUUGCAAGCAGCUCAAUUCUGUCUGCUCGGAUAUUUUCCCUCUAAUUGACCAGAAGUAUCUGAUGUUCUGGAUUGGGGUGACAAGCAUCUUGCUCCUGUUCAUCAUCUACGCCUAUAUGUUCAUCCUCUGGAAGUCCCACCAUCAUGCUGUCCGCAUGCUGAGGCGCACCUCCCAGAGAAGUGUGAUUGUCUACACAGCAGAGGGGACUAAAGUGCAGACAGUGAGGCCUGACCAGGCCCGGAUGGACCUCCGCCUGGCUAAAACCUUAGUUCUGAUUCUGGUGGCCCUCAUCAUCUGCUGGGGCCCACUCCUAGCCAUCAUGGUUUAUGACCUGUUUGGGACAGUGAAUGACGUUAUCAAGACUAUUUUUGCCUUUUGCACCAUGCUCUGCCUUCUCAACUCCACCGUGAACCCUGUGAUCUAUGCCAUGAGGAGCAAGGACCUGCGCAGGAACUUCGUCAACAUCUGCCAUAUGUGCCGGGGAGCAACACAGCCUCUGGACAACAGUGCUGAUAGUGACUGGACCAGCAGGAGUAUGAGAAGCACAGUACGUGGAACAGGGAGAGGUGGAGCUGGCGGUGGAAAGAGUAAAGUUAAAGUGGCCCAGGUUGCCAUUUCUGGAGUGACUUCUACUGCAGAGCCGGUUUAAAAGACGACAUGGCCUGCUCUGGUACAACUGUGAAGUGAAGAUAUUGUAGUAUAGCUCUGUAGUAUACUCUCCUAGUGUACUUCUUCUUGUGACUGUGAAAUGUGCCAAAUCAUGACUUAGAUACAGAACUGACAAAUGCGUUUUUAUUGUUUCAUAUUAACAUAUUAUUAUACCAUCUGCAAAUGGAGUGUGGUGAAACUUCAGAAACUGAGCAUAUACUGUGUGAAGAUGCUGCUAAUAAAUGGUUUGUUAGGUUGUGCAAGUCUAAAUGAAAAUGCCAAUGUUAAAGUCACUUAGUAAAUAGUAUAAUCAUAUCCACAAGACACAGUCACUGUAAACACACUGUGCUUUGUUAUCUGUAGUUUGGAUGUGCAGAAAUAUUUUCGAGGUGUUAGCUUUAGUGUGGUAAAAUACUGCAUUUUUCUUUUCACAUUUCAGUUUUUUCACAUUAUAUUAUGGAAGUAAGGUGAAACUGUGUCUACCUUCAUGAAAAGUGCCACUCUUGAAUGACAAUAAGUAAAAUUAGCAGCGUUUGAUCAUUUUGUAAGACGUGGAUACGGUGUAAUUUGGCAUUGUUAAAUUUAAUCAAAUUUGACCAUAAUUAUUUAAUUAUUUUACUGUACUUUGCUAAGCAUCAUAGUGAGACAUACCUCGAAGUAAGAAUGGCACUUCAAUAAAAUCAAAACAUUUGUCGUUUGUAGUGAUUUAGGAAGAUUAAUGCUUAUUACACAUGUAGGCUGACUUAUUAAAAUGUAAUAUUUGUGAGAAUCUGUACAGCCAUAUUCCUGUGAAUGUCCAUUGUGCCAUUGUGCAACAAUCAUGCGUGUAUA
Monopterus albus (swamp eel) is the source of this 2538-nucleotide messenger RNA. Its product is annotated as cannabinoid receptor type 1B-like. Gene Ontology annotation, biological process: G protein-coupled receptor signaling pathway. Lineage: Eukaryota; Metazoa; Chordata; Actinopteri; Synbranchiformes; Synbranchidae. The transcript is spliced from 2 exons. Gene Ontology annotation, cellular component: membrane. Gene Ontology annotation, molecular function: cannabinoid receptor activity. The record is from RefSeq and is a predicted model, not a curated record. Bases 296 to 1708 code for a protein of 470 amino acids.